AUCUCCAUCAAUCAGGGACUGCUGUUUCUCCUCUGAGGAAUGUCCCCACGGUCGUCCAGCCGCCUGACCAUGCAUGAGAGGCCGGGCAUGAAGUGCAAGCCCGUCCAAUGAUUAUGCAGGGGAAAGGUGAUAAUGACUUCCUAUCAAGAGUUAACGGCCGAAGGGGAGAAUAGCCCUCUGUUAACGGGCUGCUGCCGAGCAAAAGAGGUCAUAAACCAGGACCUGGGCAGCAGGUCUCAUCCUGAACUCGGUGGUCGUGAUGAGGAGGGGAAAGUGGAGGUGGAAGUUGCCUCGGGAUUUUAUUCUCCGCGUCUGACUUUGUGCACCUCUUCGAACAGCUCUCCUCCUCCUCCAGGGUUUGAGACUCUGGAGGGAUUCUCGACACUGGCCUGCCCCCACUCGUCCCGUGUCCCCUGGCGGUGCAGGGCGCAGGGGCAGGGCUCUCCAGGACGUGGAUACUGCGCGUCAAAUAAAGAGAAGCCACAGCGCUUUGGGUCACUUACGGAGGAAAUUCAAAUUUACCCUCACAAUAUCCCCGAGAUUCACGUCGCCAUGGGACGCUCCACGAGCCCGGACUGUAAAGGAGCUGAUACGGAUGAAAGGAGUAAAACUUUUGAGUGGAUGAGAGUAAAGAGGAGUCAGCACCGGGCGGCCAGGACGCGCAUGACCUGUGGGUUCAGUAUUGUUGACUCGGGCCUCGGUGUGGUGGAGGCUGGAAACCGCAGCAUCUGCGCGGACGGCCAUCCCACGGUGAACGGGCCCCCGAGGAUCAGUUACAGCACCAAGCAGCUGACCGAGCUGGAGAAGGAGUUCCACUUCAACAAGUACCUGACGCGGGCCAGGCGGGUGGAGGUCGCCGGCGCCCUGCAGCUUAGCGAGACCCAGGUGAAAGUUUGGUUUCAGAACAGACGCAUGAAGGAGAAGAAAUUACAGAGGGACGGGCUACUCUCCGACCCGAGGCCCGCGGCUCCGCACUCACACGCCGACACUUUGGACACCUGCCCCUUCCACGGACCGACCUAGCCGAGAAAAAAAAGAACAAAAAAAAAAAAAAAUCAAAACAAACAAACACCUGUCCCUGAACUCCUGAACUGCAUCGUGCGUUACACGGCAAGCCUGCAAAUGUUUUGAUUGGCGUUUGCAUCGUUUUCAAUCAGCCUUCACCUUUAUUUGCUUACAACGAUGGAUGCUUAACGCAAGAAGCGCAAAGGCAAGUUUCUUCAUGCAAGAACGGGCCGAGACGAUUUGUCAUUCUCCCCGGCUUCAGACUGGUGCUCUGAUUUGAAUAUUAAAAUUCAACUCAUCCCAUUGCGCUCCUAUCUACACAAUGUAAACGAAGAUACAAACUCAUAUUAAUUGCCCAUAGAAACUGUGGAAGUCCAUUUGCGUAUUUUCUUUUUGUGUUUUUUUGUUUCUUUUUGUGUUUUUGUUUUUUACUUUUUUGGACAAUUUAUUCGGCAAACCUGAACACAUUUAUUUAACUUUGCUCCCCAGUUUCUAUUUAAAAUGUAUUAUUUUUAUUUAUUGAAGAACUACUUAUGAUGAUUAUUUAUUUUGAUAUUUUUACAGCAUUUAUUCACAUUAUUCCAUCAAAUUAACUAGCUGCCCUCUCAGACAAAUUAAAGUCCACAAUUAUGGAGAUUUCCUUUUUCCGUUUAAGCUGUUUGCUUCUGACGGUUCACAUUUGAGGACAGGGGGAGAUGCACCUGUUGUAGGCAGAGCCCACGCGUUGUGUUACCAAAUAGUUAUCAAGCUAAUUUAGCUUCGCUUUGAAUCCUGCCUUCGUGUCGUGUGUUUUAUCCACUCCCACGGUUUCCUUUAUCCACGGAACGAUUAAAAUGCCAUGAUUGAUGGAGAGAUUUAUUGACGGGCUCGUAUUGGAGUAUUGAUCCGUGGUGAUCCAUCCAUUUGAGGCACAAAUAUGGGAGCAUUUGCAUGCAUGUGUAACUGCAUGUUAAUGGAAUGUAGAAACGUCACGAUCGGGAGCUGUUGCGUCUUUUAUUGCUUCUAUAUAUGCAUCAGAAAAUGAUAAUUUAGCUGAAAGACUCAUGCGGGAGAAGAGACAAUAAAAGGGUGCCUGUGCUGUUUUGCAGAUCAACCAAUAAACUGUGUGGCCCCAGCAGUUUGAGCAGCUAAAUAUUCCUUCCAGAUUCACAUCUCAUCUCAUAUAAAGUAAAUGAUGGUAAACACGGCCCUUAAACACUGUUAUGUUUCCGGUAUCACACUGCGUUUCUAUCAUGUUAAUGUCUACUUUAAUAUCAAGAUAUGGGCCAUCAGGCACAUUAAUUCUGUGUAAGGGAAUAUUUUUGUUUAGCUUUCAAUUAGCGUGUUUGCACUGGAUAUGAAGGUUACUGGAUCCAAAACGGAUAUUAAUCAUAACAAAGGAAUUAAACUUGAGUGUUGGAGAUUAGAAAUAAAGUGCUAGGAUAAAAGAUGAAGAAGAAGAGGAGGAAGAGGAGGAAGAAAUUGGGUCGGUUUCAAACCUCUGACAAGUGUUCUCGUUUGAAUUUGUCAUGUAAGUAAAAUGCUACUGGUAAUCCUCAUUUAAAGUAAUACAAUUGCGCCUUUGUAGGGCACAAGAGUAGACAUGGAGGCUGCAAGGCCAAGCUAAUAUAUGCAGUUACACCAGAGUUCACCUCUCACCUCCUGACCUUUGCCUUGCCUCGGAACAACGAUGACCCGGUCAGCGGCUCAGAGAGAGCAAGAUGCACCAUUAAUUUGGGUGACCUCGAAGUCUGAGCUUUUCUCUUCUUUUCUUUCGUUUUCUCUUCUUUUUUUUCAACAAGCAACUCCAAAUGCUUUUGUUCUGGUGUGGGGUGUGUGUGUCCACACAACAAUAUUUCAUCGAGCUGAAUAGAAGGGCGAGCAGGCCAUAUGAUAAUUGUUCAUAUUAUAAUUCCAUACCAGGCCAGAUAAUGGAUUUUUUUUCCUCCUACACCUAGAGGUAACCUAAUUUUUGCCCCGUCUCUUAUUUUAAUAAGCCAAAAAAAUAUGCUACUGGCUCAGUUUAUAAACCGGAUGAAAGAGUCUUUUCGCCCAAUAAGUUUUGGGAUAUAAACUACAGACCUAUUUUUAAUAGCAAAGUUGAAACAUUAGAGUUACUUGAGCAUGCUCAACAGUUAAUAUGAUUCCAUGUCAGAGCCAGCAUAAACAAUAUUUGGAACAACUAUUCAUUAGAAGUUUGCAGUUUAUAUAUUUUAUGCAUAUGUGCUUGAAGAAUUAAAAAAAAAAAAAAAACUACACACACCUAUUUUUCUCCAAGCCCCCAAACAAUAUGUUUUUAAUGUGCAUCUCAUUAGUGAAAGCCAGAAAAGUUGAAGAAGUUUAAAGUUAAAGAAGAGGAGCCGACUUUACAAACAUUUAAAAGUUAUCUUUUCUUUUGUCUUUUUUUUUUCUUUUUUCGGAAUUGAUAUGAAUGAUUUUACAUGCAAGCAGGGCCAAAAUAUGUUGAGCCCAAUUUAUUUUGAAUUUGCAUUUAAACAAAACACACACCAUUAAGGCUGCCUUUCUCUAAACAAAAUAGCACAAAUUGGAAUGUUUAACAAAACCAUCAAAUGUGUUUGUCUCGUUAAUGCAAAGUGCACGCAUGUGAAGGUCACAGGGAUAAUGAUGGGCACAGCGAUGUUGGAAUCAUGUCAGUUUAAAGCCAGCAACUAUAAAAAUGUCCACUGUUAUUACAGGGAUGUGUUGUUUAUGUUGACCUUUUUAGAAACUCUUAUCAUCUUAUCAUAUAUUGACAGGGCUCCAUGUAGCAGGUUGUAAUGUGCACAGCGCUACGCUUGCAGCAGGUGUGCACUCUGACUUUUU
This is a messenger RNA of Oreochromis aureus, 3807 nucleotides long. It is a transcript of the gene hoxc1a, whose product is annotated as homeobox C1a. Gene Ontology annotation, molecular function: DNA-binding transcription factor activity, RNA polymerase II-specific; RNA polymerase II cis-regulatory region sequence-specific DNA binding. Gene Ontology annotation, cellular component: nucleus. NCBI's taxonomy places the organism in Eukaryota, Metazoa, Chordata, Actinopteri, Cichliformes, Cichlidae. Gene Ontology annotation, biological process: regulation of transcription by RNA polymerase II. The transcript has 2 exons. The record is from RefSeq and is a predicted model, not a curated record. Bases 133 to 1023 code for a protein of 296 amino acids.